UUGUAGACACUUUGGGAACUUCCCCGGGGAGGGGGAGGAGGUGGGACCGCAGCUCUGUGCAUGGGGUCCUGUGCAGGACUACAGCGUCACCUUUCUCAUGCAAAGCAGACGCCGCCGUGUGCAGGGCGGCUCUCUCUCCUUAUCCCGGGACACAGCCCCCAAACAGCUGCUCGGGCUGCGGAGAGAGCAGUGAGGAGGAGAGCUGGGCUCAGUGCGGGCUGCCGGCGCCGAUCGCUCACACCUGGCGAGAAGGAAGAGCAGAGCCUGACACAUCGCUCACACCCGGGGAGGACAAGGAGAGGCAAAGCCGGGCACAUCGCUCCACCAGAGGCGGCUGCUGGCCCCCGUCAUGUGUGCGGCGGAGACUGUGCCGGCGCUGGGGGGACUCUGAUCGCUGCCCAACUACUGCACUGAGCGGCAGCCUGUGCCCCAACUUCCCCGCAUCGCCGGGGCACGCAACUGGCCGGGAGUUAUGCACGGGCUGUAACCCACUAGUCACCCCAGCCUGCACCCCAGCUGCCAGCUCCGGGCAUGGCAACCACAGCCCCGCUCCCCCGCUCCCUGCUAGUGCUGCUGCUGCUGCUGGGGACGCGCCUGUGCUCGGGGAUCAGCUCCAUAGACGCAGAGCGGGGCGGGGACGGCAGGUGCCAGGCGAUAGACAUCCCCAUGUGUAAGGACAUCGGCUACAACAUGACCAGGAUGCCGAACCUGAUGGGACACGAGAACCAGCGCGAGGCGGCCAUCCAGCUGCACGAGUUCGCCCCGCUGGUGGAGUACGGCUGCCACAGCCACCUGCGCUUCUUCCUCUGCUCCCUCUACGCCCCCAUGUGCACGGAGCAGGUGUCCACCCCGAUCCCCGCCUGCCGGGUGAUGUGCGAGCAGGCCCGCCACCGCUGCUCCCCCAUCAUGGAGCAGUUCAACUUCAAGUGGCCGGACUCGCUGGACUGCAGGAAGCUGCCCAACAAGAACGACCCCAACUACCUGUGCAUGGAGGCCCCCAACAACGGCUCCGACGAGGCGCCCCGGGGCUCCAGCAUCCUGCCCCCCAUCUUCCGGCCGCAGAGACCCAGCGGCGGCCACGACCCGCAGCAGCAGCCGCCCAGGGAUAGCCCGGGCAGGGCGCCGCUGUGCGAGAACUCGGGCAAGUUCCAUCACGUGGAGAAGAGCGCCUCCUGCGCCCCACUGUGCGCCGCCGGGGUGGACGUGUACUGGAGCCGGGGGGACAAGCAGUUCUCCUUCAUCUGGAUCGCGGUCUGGUCCAUCGUCUGCUUCUUCUCCAGCGCCUUCACCGUGCUCACCUUCCUGAUAGACCCGCAGCGCUUCCGCUACCCGGAGCGGCCCAUCAUCUUCCUAUCCAUGUGCUACUGCGUCUACUCCGCCGGAUACAUCAUCCGCCUGUUCGCCGGGGCGGACAGCAUCGCCUGCGAUCGGGACAGCGGGCAGCUCUAUGUCAUCCAGGAGGGGCUGGAGAGCACCGGCUGCACCAUCGUCUUCCUCAUCCUCUACUACUUCGGCAUGGCCAGCUCGCUGUGGUGGCUGGUCCUCACCCUAACCUGGUUCCUGGCUGCCGGCAAGAAGUGGGGCCACGAAGCCAUAGAGGCCAACAGCAGCUACUUCCACCUGGCUGCCUGGGCCAUCCCGGCUGUGAAGACCAUCAUUAUCCUAGUGAUGAGGAGGGUGGCCGGGGACGAGCUGACCGGCCUCUGCUAUGUGGGGAGCAUGGAUGUCAAUGCCCUGACUGGGUUUGUGCUUAUCCCCCUGGCCUGCUACCUCAUCAUAGGUACAUCCUUCAUCCUAUCUGGCUUUGUGGCUCUUUUCCACAUCAGGAAAGUGAUGAAGACAGGAGGGGAGAACACUGACAAGCUGGAGAAGCUGAUGGUCCGCAUUGGGGUGUUCUCGGUGCUAUACACCGUCCCUGCCACCUGUGUCAUUGCGUGCUACUUCUAUGAGAGACUGAACAUGGACUACUGGAAGGUCCUGGCCGCACAGGACAAGUGUAAAGUGAACAGUCAGACCAAGACCCUGGAUUGUACAAUGGCCAACUCGAUUCCAGCUGUGGAAAUAUUCAUGGUGAAAAUAUUUAUGUUGCUCAUUGUGGGCAUCACCAGUGGGAUGUGGAUAUGGACUUCUAAAACCUUACAGUCCUGGCAGAAUGUUUUCAGUAAGAGAUUAAAGAAACGGAGCAGGAGGAAACCUGCCAGUGUCAUCACCAGCACAGGGAUCUACCAAAAGAAGAAACACCCGCAAAAACUUCACCAUGGAAAGUAUGAAUCAGCCCUGCAGCCUCCCACCUGUGUAUGAGCGAUGGGGAGAGGGAGGGGGGUCUUCUCCUAGACUGUACAGUCUAGCAGCAAUCCCUCUAUAAACUUGUUUUCUUAAUCAGCAGGAUGGAGCAAGCCAAGGGAACACGGAUCACUGUACAGAAAAGACAUUAGGAGAACUUGAGCUGCGGUUAUUCAGUGGAGCUCUGUCAGGACUUUCCAUGGAAUGCCCACUUACAUUACUACUAAUUUGUUUUGCCAGAUGUAAAACCUGAUUAGAGAUGAUGUUUAGUUUAACAGUUGCGUUUACUGUAUUGGGCUAUCCAGUAGUUAUCUCGGAGAAAAUAACUAGUUCUGGGAACUCUACCAAUAGCUACUGAAGUGCUUGAAAAUACAAAUUAAAUAUAUCUAUUUUUUCCAUACGUUACAGCCCCACUGAAUAAAAAAUCCACAUAUUUUUCCUUCUAUAGGACAGUUUGUCCUGUGUGGCACUGGAAAGACAGCUGUUUUGUACAGACAUAACCGCAGUGUUUAGUCCUGUCACUGGGAAAUAAAGUGUAAUAUUUAUUCAAACCCACCCCAGUACUUAAAACGAGUAACAUGUAGGGUUCUUCAAGCAGGGCAACAAAAGAGGAUCGUUGACAAAAGAACUGAGAGGUCCAUCCCUCGGAAGUCUUUUAGUCCUAGCCUGUGGCUUUUUAAUGGAAAUCAAGCCAAAUGUUAUACAAGAUGGGACUGUUUGGUUAAAAAAAAGAGAUGGAUCAAUUCAAAGGGCUUAUUGACUCUUUCUAUUGUGAAACAAAUUCUAGCCAUGAAUGGAUCAAAAAGCACUAGAUACUGAAAAGGGAAACUGUAUAUUGUGUUGCUCUUUGCUGUGUGCAACAUGCACACAGUUGUUUUUGCUGUACAUAUAUACAUAAAUAUAUAUAUAUAUAUUUGUAACAUACAAUUAUUUUUCGUUCUCUUCUAUUUUAUUAAAAAAUAAAAUAAAAUGUUCUUUAGUUUGAGAA
This is a messenger RNA of Pseudophryne corroboree (corroboree frog), 3271 nucleotides long. RefSeq names its product frizzled class receptor 10 (gene FZD10). Lineage: Eukaryota; Metazoa; Chordata; Amphibia; Anura; Myobatrachidae. The record is from RefSeq and is a predicted model, not a curated record. Bases 532 to 2301 code for a protein of 589 amino acids. Gene Ontology annotation, biological process: canonical Wnt signaling pathway; non-canonical Wnt signaling pathway. Gene Ontology annotation, molecular function: Wnt-protein binding; Wnt receptor activity. Gene Ontology annotation, cellular component: plasma membrane. The transcript has a single exon.